Messenger RNA from Zasmidium cellare ATCC 36951, 1977 nucleotides. RefSeq names its product glycoside hydrolase family 2 protein. Gene Ontology annotation, biological process: carbohydrate metabolic process. The transcript has a single exon. The record is from RefSeq and is a predicted model, not a curated record. The coding region runs from base 1 to 1977 and encodes 658 amino acids. NCBI's taxonomy places the organism in Eukaryota, Fungi, Ascomycota, Dothideomycetes, Mycosphaerellales, Mycosphaerellaceae. Gene Ontology annotation, molecular function: hydrolase activity, hydrolyzing O-glycosyl compounds.
AUGGCGUCUCCUCCGACAGAUUACCCACGACCUGACUUCCAGCGGACCGCACUUCACUGGGAGAGUCUGAAUGGUCCCUGGGAUUUCCUCUUCGAUGACGAUGACAAUGGCCUGCUCGCUGGGUGGCACCACAAUGGCAUCCCAUCACAUGCCCCCUCCGGCGACGGCAAGCCCAAUGGCAAGAGAACAAUUCAAGUCCCUUUUGUCUUCCAAGCUCCAGCAUCAGGGAUCAAUGAGCGAGGUGUACAUGAAGUUCUGUGGUAUGAGCGUCGCAUCGAAGACCUCCGCAACUCGGAAGAAAAGUCUGAAAACUAUCGUCUGCUCCUCCGGUUCGGCGCCGUGGACUACCAUGCCAAGGUCUGGCUCGACGGACAGUACAUUGGCGAGCAUCGUGGUGGUCAUGUGCCGUUCGACUUAGAUCUGACGGAAGCCAUUCAGCUUUCCUCUUUCAGUCCGUACCGGCUGACAAUCAGAGUACACGACUCGGCGUUCGACCUAGCACAGCCCCGAGGAAAGCAGUACUGGGGACCGCGGCCAGAGAGCAUUUUCUACACGCCAUCCAGUGGCAUCUGGCAGAGUGUGUGGCUGGAGAGUGUGCCGCCAGCCAGGAUCGUGGAUGGCAGCUAUGGGACCAUUCUGCGAUCGAACGAGAUUGAGAAGGGCGUUUUGGACGCAAGAGUCUGCACUAUUGGAAGAAGGGCCAACCAGCCAUUGGAGAUCGAAGUCGAAACAAGCCUAGGAGGAGUGGUGAUCGGCACCGGCAAGAUGGGCCUCAAACGAGAGGAGGACUUUGUGCGGAUGUUCGACGUGAACACAAGACUCUCCCAGCAGCACAUCCAAAUGCUCCCACCUGAGUUUGCAAGCGCCGCACCACUGAACGAUGAUCGAUGCUGGAAGAAUGGGGUCGCUCUGUGGUCACCUGAGUGUCCAUUUCUGUACGAUGUAACACUUCGACUGCUGGGUCCGGGGAACAGAUUGUUGGAUGAAGUCAAGACCACUACUGGAAUGCGCUCCCUCGAUUGGAUAACGGGUGAUGGCACAUUCAGACUGAACGGCAAGCCGUACUUCCAAGCGCUCUUCCUUGAUCAAGGUUAUUGGCCAGACACGUUGAUGACGCCACCGACCCCAGCUGCGUUGAAGAAGGAUAUCGAGUUGUCCAAAGCCAUGGGCAUCAACGGCUGCCGCAAGCAUCAAAAAGUUGAAGAUCCCAUCUUCAUGUACUGGGCAGACCGGCUUGGCUUCUUAGUCUGGGGCGAGAUGGCAAGUCCAUUCCACUUCACCGUGGAGAUGAUGAAGAGGUUCGACCAAGAGUGGAUGGAGAUGGUGAAGCGGGACGUCAAUCAUCCUUCAAUUGUCACUUGGACUCCCAUCAAUGAAAGCUGGGGCUACGGAGAUCUUGGUGGAAACAAGCGACAAAGAGACCAUGUGCGAUCGCUGUACUGGACCACGAAGACCUACGACAUGACGAGACCCAUCAACGACAAUUGCGGCUGGGAGCAUGUCAUUACCGACCUUAGCACCUUCCACGACUACGCCGACGAGAAUGGCAUGGCCGAUCGCUGCAAGAAUCUCAAGGAGAUCAUUGGACGAGGUCGGCCCAUGUUCCUGGGUCCAAUAUACAACCACGCCAACGUGGAAGACGAAGGGUCACGACACCAACGCGGAGCCCCAGUCAUGUGCACAGAGUUUGGCGGCGUGAAUAUUGCGGCGUCCAACGAUGACUCUCGGAAGGGCAACUGGGGCUAUACGACUGCGAGUGAUGCGAAGGACUUGUUAAAAAGAGUCGAGGGGCUGAUAAUGGGGACUGUGCGAGAGGGACAUGUGUGUGGGAUUGUGUGGACCCAAUUCUCGGAUAUCGAGCAGGAGCAGAAUGGGCUCUACACGUAUGACAGGAGAGAGAAGCUCCCAGCGGCGGAAGUGAAGAAAGUGAUGGAGAAGGCGGCAGCGGCAUACUUUGCGAAGAGGCAAGGCCGGUAA